Messenger RNA from Paecilomyces variotii, 2772 nucleotides. RefSeq lists its product as hypothetical. The record is from RefSeq and is a predicted model, not a curated record. Bases 194 to 2287 code for a protein of 697 amino acids. The transcript has a single exon. NCBI's taxonomy places the organism in Eukaryota, Fungi, Ascomycota, Eurotiomycetes, Eurotiales, Thermoascaceae.
ACCUAUAUCUCAGUGCUGAAUAUCACCUUUCCAUUUCCUGCCUCAUUGCCUUCAGAGAUCUACUGGCUUAGAUCUGUCACACUCCGAUAUAGAUCGUCUUACAUCCCGGAAAGAGCUUCCAGAUCCCAUCUCUUGGGCGUCGGCUCUGCCUUGUUUCUCAGAGGGGAGAACCCCCCUGUGACUCCUAGCAACCAUGAAUCCUCACAGGGUCUCUCAUGUGUCCCCAAGCCAGUUCCUCCCUCAUGGACGCAAUGCACCUCCUAUUGUAUACCGCAACCCACCACCCCCACAGCCAGUGGGUUAUCAGCCAGCGCCUGUUCUGUCUCCCGGAUAUAGUCCCGCUCAAGAGAGUCUCCGGACGCAGAUGGCCAAGCUCAAUAUAAUGAACAACAUCAGUUCUACGAACAUGAGCUCCACGAAAACAGAAAAGCCUGCUGAACAUGGACAGCCUUCGAAGACAUCGCCCUCGCAGGGCAGUGACCCUAAUAUGCCUUUCUAUGAGGGUUGGACCCUAUAUCGGGCCGAUCCCCAGUCGGAAGAUCAAAAGCCUAGCUGGAGGCAGGCUACCAGAUCAAAGAUGAGUCUUUCGCAGACGGAUCUCUCUGACAUGGUCCAAAAGCGGAAGAAGAAGAUUCCCUUGGCGGAACAAUAUCAAGACCUGGGUAAAUUUAAACGAGCCCACGUGGAUCUUUUGAUAAAAGACCGCGAGACAAAGGACGACGCCCGUUUCAGCUGGACCUGCGUUUAUGUGGAUGUCGUCAACAGGCCAGCAAAGGGGAAGGGUGCCCGGCGUGGUGACUACGAAACCAUCUCCAUGGACGUUAUCAUUGUGCGCAGACUACGGCCUGGUACUCCGAACCGGUCUGUCGAGAGGUCUCCGUCCAGACCUGCCCCCGGCGAAGUGAUCUAUCUGCAGUCUCCCCUCCCCUCUCCUCUCCCGAUUCAGGACAGAUUGCCGGAUCAGCAUACCCUGGAGUCAACCACGCAGGCCGUGUUUGGAAAUGGACAGCAACACGCACCCAGCUUCGCCAAUGCCGGUCCUUCAGGUGGGCCUCAUCAGCCUGCCACGAACCCGGCAUAUAUGAUGGGCAGUCAGACUCCAAUCAGCUCUCCAGGUGCACCUGUAUCAAUGCUGCCCACACUCCAAGCAGUCAACCAUCCUGCUACUCCGCGCAUGAAUAUGGGCGUACCUGGCCCGGGACCUCAUCCGCAAUUUGGUAACCAUAACGGAGCACAGCUACCCCAUUUUGGAGUGCAGCCACCUCAUCCAGGAGGACCACAAUUCCAUCCAGGAGCGCAGCCGCCUCAUAUGCAACUACCACAUCCCGGAGAUGCGCCUUCAUUCCGCGAGCCUCAAGGCAAUAAUCAUUCUUCCCCGCAGGGCUAUUUUGAUUAUGUGCCCCCUCAGAACCCAGCCGCACAUCCUCGUACCCCGGUGUCUCCCUCUCCCUUUCCAGAUGUUAUCAAGAGACAGCCACGGGGCCGAUCAAGCGUCUCGGGGCCUAAAGUGCGCAACGCAGUAUCCAAGUCAUCCAAGUCCCGCGCUCCACGGGUUGAACUUGACUGGCCUCCAGAGGAUAGCAGCGUUGGGGACGAUGAGUCUGUUCUCUUUGAACUAGACUACGACAGCUCAGCGACUGAAGAUUCUUCCGACGGGUUCGAGAAGAUCUCAAUGCCACGCGGUAGCACCCGCCACGGACAGCGUUCUCCCAGACACGAGCGAUAUCAGAAGGUCUACCACUCUCAUUCGGACCGCUCUCAUUCCGCAAAAAGACCUUCUAAGACCGCACAUCGAGACGACCAGAGACGGAAAGGUUACAGGGAGGAUGCCGUUGAAAUUAUUCCAGAGAACAGUCUGCGUGCGCGUCGACGGUCAAGGUCAAGGAGCCGUGCAAGCGCCGGAACCGUCGCUCUUUCUCGCCCCAGGGUUACAUACAGUGACCGGGAGAGUCUCCGCGACUCUGUGCUGCUAUCGACCGCUCCUCUUUCAUCCAUCAAAGCUGAGUUGGCGUACCUUGAGAUGCUUCGGGACCAGGAGCGACGGCUCCGUGAUAUGGAACAUGUCAGCAGCCGAAGACUCCAGGAGCGAGAGGACCUACUUCGGAUGCGCGAGCAGGAUCUCGAGUAUCGUGAGAAGGAAGCUGAUGACAGGGAGCGGUUUUCCAGUGGCCGUUUCACGCCCCGCCAGCCUUCACCUCGAGGCCAUCCUCGCUACCACCAGCCUUCUGGCUACCAGCACCCACAUCCUCAUCCUCAUCCUCAUCCUCACCCUCACCACCUAUACUAAUAAUGACUAAUGUGUUGUUUUCCUUUGUCUGUCAUAAUUUGAUUGAUUUUCUGCAGAUCUGGAUUUGGGAUACCCUGGGUUUUAUGUGGGUUUAUUGGGACUUUGGGAAGCGUAUCGGUCAAAACGGUCAACCCUCUUCAGAUCUCGAGCAGCCUCGUGAUUAUGUAUCAGACGGGCUGUUGUAUUCUUUUGUAAUAUGCUCAUCCACUAUGCUAAUUUGAUGAUGAUUCCAUUCUCGUGCUUGAUCUCUGAUAUCGCUGGGUGGUUCUUGUAGUAACAUCGCUUGCAUCCUUUGCCUGAUGAGGACAUUAUUAUUGCAUCUGAAGCAUCUGGGUAUGGUAGAGCAAAUGAAACUCCACUAUGGAGCCACAGGAAUGACAGGAUACGACAGGCGUCCAGGACCAAGAACGGUUCCACUGCCAGCUGGGGCUCCGUGAGUGGCCAUCGCGACAGCUCUGGGAGAAAGGGACGGUUAGACGAAGCGA